This is a messenger RNA of Cylicostephanus goldi, 962 nucleotides long. Lineage: Eukaryota; Metazoa; Nematoda; Chromadorea; Rhabditida; Strongylidae. The record is from the annotation of a GenBank genome assembly.
AGGUCAAAAAUGUGGCUCGUACUGCUGCUGGCAGCACGACCACUGUGGGCCGCACUGGACACUGCUGCUGUGAUCGCCAUCCAAAAUGAGAUCAACAAGCACGCGACCGAGUUGGAAAUGCUCCUCGAGCAUAUCAAAAAUUUGAAUGCACGGGUUAGUGAUCUCGGGCGCCCUGGGCCACCAGGUGUCAACGGAUCACCAGGCUUCCCCGGAUCGAAGGGCGAGAAGGGCGAUGCGGGGUUACCAGGUAAUAUUCUUUUACGACUUUCAUCACAUUUCAAAGGUAAACCUGGUAAGGAUGGUAUGCAAGGAAUCCCGGGCGUCAAAGGGGAACCUGGACCAAUGGGUCCCACUGGAAUGAAAGGUGAUAAGGGCAGCACGGGCUACCCAGGACAAAAAGGAGAGAUAGGAGCUGCUGGAACGCCAGGCAGCAAAGGUGAUACGGGUCUGCCAGGAAAAAUAGGUGAGCCAGGCACAUCCGGAAUACCGGGUGCAAAAGGAGAGAAAGGGGCCGAAGGUAUGCCAGGAACUCCUGGACAACCAGGGCCCCCUGGAUGGCCGGGAAUCAAAGGAGAUGAUGGGCUGAAUGGGCGCCCAGGAUCUCCUGGAUUUCCCGGCAAGAAGGGCGAGCCCGGAUUGGCCGGUAUUCCCGGUGCUCCUGGCGUUAUCGGAGAGCGCGGACUACCUGGAGCACCGGGUCCGCAGGGCAUGAUGGGACCGAUUGGGCCACCAGGAAAGAUUGGACUACCUGGCUCUAGGGGCCCGGAGGGCAUCCCAGGUCUCCCUGGCCAGAAAGGCGAAACUGGCAAAGAUGGUUUGCCUGGCUUACCUGGAUGGCUAGUAAAUGACAAAGGUUACUGCAUACUUGCGCUCGGAAAUUGUCCACCAUCCUUUACCCAAAUUGGAGCUUACCAGGUAUGCGUAUCGCGUUUUCUUGUUCACAUAUUUUUAGAAAGCUAAAA